Messenger RNA from Pristis pectinata (smalltooth sawfish), 2276 nucleotides. Its product is annotated as protein jagunal homolog 1. Gene Ontology annotation, cellular component: endoplasmic reticulum membrane. Bases 123 to 674 code for a protein of 183 amino acids. The transcript is spliced from 3 exons. Lineage: Eukaryota; Metazoa; Chordata; Chondrichthyes; Rhinopristiformes; Pristidae. The record is from RefSeq and is a predicted model, not a curated record. Gene Ontology annotation, biological process: endoplasmic reticulum organization; vesicle-mediated transport; granulocyte colony-stimulating factor signaling pathway.
AGUGGGCGGGGCGGGAGACCGGGGCGCGGGGUGGGUGACGUCCGCUCAGGCUGAGUCAGGUUCCUGGUGCAGUGUUCGGCGGUUUGUGGCCGGUGACACGGUGAACAAGUUAUUUGUUCAGAAUGGCAUUCCGUGCUGGUCCCCGUGCCACAGGGACAGAUGGCAGUGACUUCCGUCAUAGAGAGAAAGUAGCUUCACACUAUCAGAUGAGUGUAACUCUGAAGUCUGAGAUCAAGAAGUUGAUAAUUGCUCAUUUAGUAAUCUGGACACUGCUCACUCUGCAGGUUAUUGUCAGCCAUAUGAAGUUGGUGUCACAUGAUCUGAUAGCUAUGCCAUACCAGUGGGAAUACCCAUAUCUGCUCAGCGUCAUACCAUCUAUCUUUGGUUUUGUAUCCUUCCCUCGUAACAAUAUAAGUUACCUUGUGCUCUCUAUGAUCAGUGCGGGCCUCUUCUCCAUUGCCCCUCUCAUUUAUGGCAGCAUGGAGAUGUUCCCCAUGGCACAGCAGCUGUAUCGACACGGAAAGGCCUACCGCUUUAUCUUUGGUUUUUCUGCUGUAGCUGUCAUGUACUUGGUCUUGGUUAUUGCAGUGCAAGUGCAUGGUUGGCAGAUCUACUACAGCAAAAAAUUACUGGACUCUUGGUUUACCUCCACACAGGAAAAGAAGAAGAAAUAGUUUGCGGAAGAAAAGUACUAUUUGGAAACUGUUAGAAGACUGGGUUGGUUUAUGAACUUUGUUGAAUGUGAUGGGACUGCAUCAGUCCACUAAAGAAGAUAAUAUGGGGGUAAAGUGCUGGAGAUUAUCUUGAAUAGGAUGCUUUUAUUUUUAUCUUUACGCCCUAAUGCAUUUGUUUCCAAUCAAAGAAAAAUAGUAAUGAGUCUCCCAAGAACAUUUCAUGCUAGUUAUUCAAAUCUGUGGAUGUUGGUUUGUUGAUUGAUGUGGCUUUUAAAAAUAUGAUAAUGUCACUAAGCAGUUAGAUAAUGCAUUAUAUUCAGGAAUGUUUCCAAACUGAUAUGUCCAAAUAAUUUUUUUCUUUGUUUGUAUUUCCAAUUGAUAAAUCAACUUGUGAUUUUCAAGAGGAAAAGCAAGUGGUUUAAUUGUUGAUUUUGUAUAUCUGGUACUGCUGUAAGAUUGUGAAUUCCUACAUCAGUCUUCUACAAUGAAACUGGGUGUGUGGCAUGUGGAUGGAAGUGUUAAUUAGAGCUGGGGAUUGUGCUACAAAAAUUAGAUUGAAUGUGAUGAGCAACAUGUUCAGUGCUUGCAGAUUAGAUCAACUAUGUUUUCUUUAAAAACAUAACAUGAUAUCCCAAAUUAAUUUAACUAUUUAAUGAAAAAAACCUUGUCCCAGCAUAGAUAGAAUUAAAUUAGUUUUAAAUUUCUCUCAAGACCAAAGCAAGAAUAUAGCAUACGUAACCUUCUCUGACUGUUCCUUUUCAUGUACUUUUAAAGUUGCAUCAUACAAGUCAGCACAUUUUGGAUUUAGCUCCAGUUCACUGAACAUUCUGUUAAUGAUUAGCCUUAAGUAUAAAUGUGUAGCUAUAGGUAUGUUUGAGUCAAUAUUUAAGUGUUGUCACAAAUUAUGAUCAUUGUCUUAAAAUACUGACCUGCUUUUAUUUGCAUCUCUUAAAUCAGCUUCUUAAUCUUCUGUAUACCAUUACUUUGAUUUCUUUAUAUAAUCAUUUCUGGUGUAGUAGAGGUUAGUUGGGCAUGAGGACACUACUUACAAUGAGAUAGAUCUUGUGGUUUAUACAUGACAUUCUUUAGAGAACUGAAAAGCAUCCUGCAGUCCCACACUGGCUUCAUAAUAUCUAAUUGUUUACAUAAGAGUAACAUGGUAUCCAACCCAUGAGCUGACUUAAGUUGUUCGGAAUUAAAUUCCUGUUCUACAUUCAAGCACAACCUUCUUCCAGUUUAUGGGGAUGGCAAGAAAUUUGACAGUAAAAUUUAUAAUUGUAGGAAUUAGGUAAUCCCCAGAUUAGGCUUUAAGUUUAGUAGCUUCGUAGUUUGUAUGAAAAAUAAACCAAUGAAUAUGUGAAUCUAAAUUGACCAGUUUGUCUUUAUGUUCAAAAGUUAGUCAAAUAGAUCAAAUUUUGUUCUGAUUUUUAUCAUUACGGCUCUUAUUUACAACAAUGAAUAAAAUGUUGCACCAGAAUUGAUUUUGUUUUUGUACCUGUAUAAUAUAAUGUGUAUAUGGCUUCAAAAUGUAAACUGAAACAUGUUAGAGGACUAUAAGGUAUGUGUUUGUCCUUUAUGAAUAAAAUUGAAUUGUCACAUUUU